Molecule: messenger RNA, 353 nt
Organism: Staurois parvus
Lineage: Eukaryota; Metazoa; Chordata; Amphibia; Anura; Ranidae
Source: the annotation of a GenBank genome assembly
GGUCAGAGACUGCAGGCAUAUUACUGGAGAUGGUCAGAGACUGCAGACAUAUUACUGGAGAUGGUCAGAGACUGCAGACAUACUACAGGAGAGGGUCAGAGACUGCAAACAUACUACAGGAGAUGGUCAGAGACUGCAGACAUUCUACAGAAGGGGGUCAGAGACUGCAGACAUACUACAGAAGGGGGUCAGAGACUGCAGACAUACUACAAGAGAGGGUCAGAGACUGCAGACAUUCUAUAAGAGAGGGUCAGAGACUGCAGGCAUAGCACAGGAGAUGGUCAGAGACUGCAGACAUAUUACAGGAGAGGGUCAGAGACUGUAGACAUAUUACAGGAGAUGGUCAGAGACUG